AGACGGUAACUGGAUGAGAGAAAUACUGCAGCUGCUUCGAUGCGACCUGAAAAACUAGUCACCAGGAGGGCGUGAGGCUUAGUGUAUAUAAGACUGGCAGACACUUCUUGCUGCAGUGACUUGUAGCAACACACUCAACAUGUACACUAAGCUGGUCGUCCUCCUGGCCGUGGCCGCCGCCGCCUCCGCCGCCCGGCCAAACUACAACUUCCAGUAUGCAGUGCAGGACUCCCGCAACAACUUCGGCCACGAGGAGACCCGCCAGCUGGAGAACACCAACGGCCGCUUCUUCGCGCAGCUCCCCGACGGCCGCCUGCAGCAGGUGAACUACCGCGUGGACGGCAACAGCGGCUUCCUGGCCGAGGUCACCUACGACGGCGAGGCGCGCUUCCCCGACUCCGACGAGUCCUUCGAGUCUCGCGGAAGGCGCGUCUUCAGCGCCCCUAGCUCCUCCUCCGGCCGCUUCGGCAGCAGCAGCGGCAGCAGCGGCUUCGGCAGCAGUAGCGGCAGAAGCGGCUUCGGCAGCAGCAGCGGCAGCAGCGGCUUCGGCAGCAGCAGCGGCAGCGGCAGGAGCGGUUUCGGCAGCAGCAGCAGCAGCAGCUUCGGCAGGAGCGGCAGCAGCAGCAGCAGUAGCAGCAGCUUUGGUAGGACCGGCGGCAGCAGCAGCAGCAGCUUCGGCAGCGGCAGGAGCGGCAGCGGCAGGAGCGGCAGCAGCAGCGGCAGUAGCAGCAGCUUUGGUAGGACUGGCGGCGGCAGCAGCAGCAGCAGCAGCUUCGGCAGCGGCAGGAGCGGCAGCGGCAGGAGUGGCAGCAGCGGCACCUCUUUCUUCAGCCUGGACUCCCGCGAGUCCCGCGAGUUCCCCUUCGCCUCCCGCGAGUCUCGCGAGCACCGCUUCGACUCUUUCGAGGACCGCUUCGACUCCCGCGAGGACCGCUUCGACUCCCGCUUCGACUCCCGCGAGGACCGCUUCCCCUUCGCCUCCCGCGAGUCCCGCGAGUUCGCGGGGCCCAGGAACCCCUUCGUCAGAGCUGCCUCACGGGGAUACCGCUACGACUAGACCCGUCCCGCCUAGCCCGCCACGCCCUGCCCCCGCUGACGACCGCCCACGUCCACACUCACACCCUUCACACCAUUAUUUAUUGACAUUACCCAUUACCUAUUUAUUCCUCCAUGUAACGUGAAUGUGUCCAAUAAAUGAAAUGCAAAGUCA
This is a messenger RNA of Scylla paramamosain (green mud crab), 1210 nucleotides long. Its product is annotated as filaggrin-2-like. Bases 140 to 1057 code for a protein of 305 amino acids. The transcript has 2 exons. Gene Ontology annotation, cellular component: extracellular matrix. Lineage: Eukaryota; Metazoa; Arthropoda; Malacostraca; Decapoda; Portunidae. The record is from RefSeq and is a predicted model, not a curated record.